GCAGUGUUGCGACCGCUCGCGUUUUCUCACGCGCAGUCAAUGGAGUCACUGCGUGUUUCUGGAAAUACAGACAUUUAUGAAUAUUCAUUAAUAGAUCAGUGUGUAAUAAUUAAUUUAAAUGGUUUAUAAUCGGAUUCCAGCCAUUGCUUGAUGUCAGUAAGGUAUUCAUAUGCGUGUUUAACACGGCGUUAAGAUUCACUGCGGCCUGACGAUUAAAUCUCUAUCAUUAAAUUAUUAAACUAUUAUAAUAGUUUAGUAUUCAGUCAGUAAUCAAGAGUGCGGACUCAUGUAAAUAUGGCAGACGAGGGAGCGGUUGUGAUGCAGCAGAUUGUGGACAGGAGUUGUUGGGUGUGUUUUGCCACAGAUGAGGAUGACCGUACGGCAGAAUGGGUGCGUCCGUGCCGCUGCCGUGGUUCAACUAAGUGGGUUCAUCAGUCAUGUCUUCAGCGCUGGGUUGAUGAAAAGCAGAGGGGCAACAGCACCGCACGUGUCGCCUGCCCACAAUGCAAUGCUGAGUACCUCAUCGUGUUCCCUAAGCUUGGGCCGGUGGUGUAUGUUCUGGAUCUGGCAGACAGGUUGAUCUCAAAGGCCUGCCCGUUUGCUGCUGCUGGUAUCAUGGUGGGAUCCAUUUACUGGACGGCCGUCACUUACGGGGCUGUGACAGUCAUGCAGGUUGUGGGUCAUAAGGAAGGUCUGGAUGUGAUGGAACGGGCUGAUCCUCUCUUCUUGUUGAUUGGCCUGCCCACCAUCCCAGUUAUGCUAAUUCUGGGGAAGAUGAUUCGCUGGGAAGAUUACGUGCUCCGCCUUUGGAGGAAAUACUCCAAUAAGCUUCAGAUCCUCAACAGUAUCUUCCCAGGUAUUGGCUGCCCAGUGCCCAGGAUCCCGGCGGAGGCCAGUCCGUUGGCCGAUCACGUGUCGGCCACACGGAUUCUGUGCGGAGCCCUUGUGUUCCCCACCAUCGCCACCAUUGUGGGUAAACUGAUGUUCAGCAGCGUCAACUCAAAUCUUCAGAGGACCAUUCUGGGUGGCAUUGCGUUUGUGGCUAUUAAAGGGGCGUUUAAGGUCUAUUUCAAGCAGCAGCAGUAUCUCCGACAGGCUCAUCGCAAGAUCCUCAAUUUCCCUGAGCUGGACGAGGCCUGAGCUCAUCACCGAUUCCAUCCACCGUCAUUCUGAUUUCACGCAGCUUUAAGAGACACUACCGCGCCGCCACACUACUGGACAUUUUCACAAACGCUGGAUUUGGUUUUCUUUUCCCUGUGAAUGUGACUAUUCUGUUUGGAGUUAGAACAGAGAUUUAGCUUUAUUUCAGUCAACAUAAUCAGACCUGGGAGUUGUGUGUUACACAUUUUAUGGGCUUGACAUUUUAAGAAAGAGACUGAGGAAAAAUAAAUAUCGGAAGAACGUUUUAUAUUAAUAAGUGAUUGUUUUAUAUUGAAUUAGAUAUGUUCAGGUGAAUCACUAUCUUUCAACCGAAUCUUUAAAGUAUUCUUAACACGCGAAAGACGACGUGCCGUUUCACAUGAAGCAAUUUUGCUAAACAUUUCUCCCCAAUUAGCCUAGCAAAUGCAAUAUUACAUACUAAAGGCAAAUAUAAAUAUCUAAAGCCGUUUGUAAUGACCUUAUUAAAUAACCUUUGUUAUGUGAUUCACAAAUAAAUGUACUUAUUUCACCCAAAAAUCUAAAGAAAUAAAAUAUAUUUUGCUUAGAUUUUUUUUUGUUUCAAUAUGAAUUAGAUUUAGUAUGCGUCAUAUACUACUAUUACAUAUAUACUUAAAAUUAUGCUUUACAAAUGUCUUUAUUUGAAAUAUUUCACAAAUCAAAAAAUCCUAAAAAUAGGCUUUUUUGAAACAAAAAUUUUUUAUGCUGAUUUUGGGGUUAAAUAUGACCCUGACAUCUUUUGUGAAAUUCAUCGUCUUGCCUGCCUUCACAUAAUUCGAUCGGCCAAUCAUCUUUAUUUUCCUUCUUUGUGGUGUUGAUGUCUGAGUUUCAGGGAGUCACUUUUAUAAUUCAGAAAUCAUGUAAUAAUUUGAUUUACUCUGUUAAGAGCCUUGUAUCCAGUCUGAGUGUUUGGUCCUCGAUCAAUUAUUCUAUUAAAACAUUAUGGUAACCUGAUGCCUCAUAACUGCUGUUAAACCUGUUUCAUAAUAGAUAAAUGGCAUCUUGUAGAACAGUGAACUUUAAGAGUAAUAGUGGCCUUAUUAUACCACGACAAUAUAUGUGUCUUAAAGGUCACAUGGUCCAGAUGCACAAGUGUAUUUGGUGAACAUGCCAAUUUUUUCCUGAAUCAUUGUGUUUGAUGACUUCUGAUUCAUGAUGCAAAUCUGUUUUAUCUCUAGUUAUCAGCAACUGCUGAUUUUGACCAUAAUAUUGAUGAAAUAGGGAGAAAACGGUAUAUAAAUAGUGUAAAGUGCUGUUUUGUAAUGGCAUACUGAGCAACAGUACACUACAGUGUGAAUUUAUGAAACAUUUUCCAGUGUGCAGUGAGGCGGGUGUUUUAUUUUACAGAGCUUGUGUAAUUAAAGGUGCAGUUAGCAAUUUCUGAGAAACAUUGUUGAUAUGUGAAAUCAACCCUAACACGCCCCUCCCUUCAUUGUUCCGCCCCCAAAAUGCAUGAACACACAGAGUCCCUGACAGCAACAUAGUGUUGGCCCAGAUCCGGCCCACAUCUGGUCCGUGUGUAAUCCACAUGUACCAGAUGUGGGUGGGAUCAGGGCCACACUAUGUUGCUGUCUGGGGUGGAUGUUUCUUUAUCAUAGCUGAAGCGAAGCAAAAUAGUGCUUUGCGAAAAAUAAAGCAAAGAUGGCGAAGGAACGACAAGGAAUAACAAAAAAAUGAACACACUGUACACAAGUAUAUACAAGCAAGAGUUUGUUGUUAGUCGCCAGCAGCACACCAGCUCCAGACAAACAAUGAUACUCAAAACUGUCCUGUUACUAUAGCUAACAUUACAACAACAGCAUAUCUCGGUUAUGUGAAACGGCAAAACAAAUGUUACUCACGUAUUGAGCAGAAACAACCAACCUCGGUGUCUGUUUUCAGGCCUUCCGGAGCUUUUAUUAAGCUAAUAUUAAUGUGGGUCCUAAAGCUCUUGCCUGAUCAUAACCCUUCGUUUUCCAGUGAAAUUCCUCCUACAUUUUCUCUUUUUGUAAUGUCUCUCAGCCAUUUCUCUUUCUCUCCUCUCCCAUCAUGAGUGGACACGCCCCCUACUGCUGUUUGGCUACAAGUGUGUUGUGGCACUCGGUCUGAUCCACUUUUUCACAGUGUUUCUCAGAAAUCGCUUACUGCACCUUUAACUCUGCUUAACUCCUAAUUAGCUGUUCGAGGUACUAUCUGUCCAUAGAGCUAAAGAACAUUAUUAGCGCUUCUUGAUGAUAGGCAUAACAAUGAAAGAACAUGCUUAAUGUUGACGUAGUUGCUAAAAAAUAGUGUUUAUCUUCACCAGCUGCGAGACUAGCAGUAGCAGACCAGUUAUUCUGUUGCCUAAAUAUGAUUUUUAAAUUCUCACCUUUUCAGAAUCUAAUUGUGCUGUAUAAUAUCAAUGGGGUAUGUAUAAUGGCUCCUGUUGUACAGAUGAAACAUAAUGCCAAAUACAGAACAUGUAUGUUGUAUAAAUGGAUGCGUUGUACAGAUACGGCUUUUCAAUUUAUAGUUUCCGGUUGAUUUAUGUAAAUAAAUGUAUUUUUCCAAUGCUU
This is a messenger RNA of Ctenopharyngodon idella (grass carp), 3692 nucleotides long. It is a transcript of the gene marchf5, whose product is annotated as membrane-associated ring finger (C3HC4) 5. NCBI's taxonomy places the organism in Eukaryota, Metazoa, Chordata, Actinopteri, Cypriniformes, Xenocyprididae. The record is from RefSeq and is a predicted model, not a curated record. Gene Ontology annotation, molecular function: zinc ion binding. Bases 295 to 1140 code for a protein of 281 amino acids. The transcript is spliced from 6 exons.